Molecule: messenger RNA, 2470 nt
Organism: Lampris incognitus (smalleye Pacific opah)
Lineage: Eukaryota; Metazoa; Chordata; Actinopteri; Lampriformes; Lampridae
Gene: utp25
Product: UTP25 small subunit processor component
Exons: 12
Coding region: 40-2343 (767 amino acids)
Biological process (GO): maturation of SSU-rRNA from tricistronic rRNA transcript (SSU-rRNA, 5.8S rRNA, LSU-rRNA)
Cellular component (GO): small-subunit processome; nucleolus
Molecular function (GO): rRNA binding; U3 snoRNA binding
Source: RefSeq, a predicted model, not a curated record
UGGGGACGCAGGAUCAGCGUGGAAAAAAAAAAACUCAACAUGGGGAAAAGAAGACAGAACAAGCAGCUUUUCACCAGUCUUUCCAAAAAGCAGAAGAAACACCUGAAAGAGUUUGGGGAGGAGCACCCAUUCCAUGACAAUGUUAAUGAAAGACCCGAGAGAACUCAAAUAGUGGACAUGCCAUCAAGUCCAGAACCAUCUGAAAAUAAAAACCAGGAAGAGGAGGAAGAGGAGGAACCAGAAGAGAAGACAGCCUAUCAGAAGCUCCUCUCAACUCUUACCCAAACUACUGACAACAACCAGAGUGAAGAUGAGGAGAGCUCAGAUCAUGAGGAUGAAGACGAUGAGCUGCUUGAUGAAGGCGAUGAGCUGCUUGAUGAAGAUGAAAGUGACGGAGGCGGAGAGGAUGAUGAGGGAGUUGAUGAGGAGGAGGAGGAGGAAGUUGAAGAAGGUGAAGAUCUGACUGAAGCACCUGAAGGAGAGGAGGGGGACGAGAAGGAGGGAGUAAUGGGAGAUGAGAAGGAAGCGGAUGAGGAGUUCACAGACAAGGCAAAUGAGUCUCAAUUCUGUCUGGAGUCCAACUUCAUGGGUGAGGAAGAGCAGGAGGGAGAACAAGAGAACAGUAAAGACACUUUCCUUCAUCAUCUGGACACAGAGCUUGGUGAAGAGGAUGUGCAGAAACUUACAUCUGGCACCAAAACCAAGACUCAAAUAGCGUGGCCAAAACUGGGCACUCUGUUAUGCUCCACUCCUCUGGAAAGGUUCGGCUCCAUCGGCCGGGAGAAAGACACCGGUCUCCCAGUCUUCCAUAAAGUCCUGGAGACCCGCUGGAGGUCUCUGAACCAGGCAUCCAACCCUCAAGCAGCAGCAGAGGACAUCAACCCCCUUCAGCAGGAGCUUUUAGCACUGAUGGGAUCCUAUAAGGACCUCUACUACCCUGAGAGCUCACCUAUGACUCAGGGCUCACAGGUUCGCAGUGCCUACUGCCUUCAUGUGCUCAACCAUGUGCUGAAGGCCAACUCCCACGUCCUCGCUCACAAUGCCCAGCUGAGAGAACGGCAAGCUGAGGCCAAGCCUGGGGCUGAGCCACAGGAUGAACCCCGAGACCAGGGUCUUACCCGGCCCAAGGUGUUGAUCCUUGUGCCAUUUCGGGAUGUGGCGUUGCGAGUCAUCCAGACGCUCAUCGGCCUGCUGGAGACCAAAGGCAAGAAGAUGGACGUCAGCAACAAAAAGAGGUUCAAGGAUGAAUACGGAGUGGAGACGGAGGACAAACCCCCCAACCUUCACAGGCCGGAGGACUACCAUGCCAUCUUCUCAGGCAACGUGGACGAUCAUUUCAGGAUAGGUGUGUCCAUCUUGAAGAGGAGCAUGCGCCUCUAUGCCCCCUUCUACUCCUCAGACAUCAUCAUCGCAUCACCACUGGGCUUGCGCAUUGUCCUGGGGGCAGAGGGGGAGAAGAAGAGGGAUUUUGACUUCCUGUCCUCCAUUGAGCUGCUGGUGGUGGACCAGGCGGAUGUCUUCCUGAUGCAGAACUGGGAACAUGUGCUGCAUGUACUCAAGCAUGUGAACCUGCAGCCACUGGAUUCCCAUGGGGUGGACUUCUCCAGGGUGAGGAUGUGGAACCUGAACAACUGGGCCCACCACUACAGGCAAACGCUGGUGUUCAGCUCCAUCCAGGAACCUCAGAUCAACAAUAUCUUUUCCAAGUACUGUGCCAACUACCGUGGACAGGUUUCCAUAAAGAACAUUCCAAAAACAGGUUCAAUCUGCCAGGUUCUGGUGCAGCUGCCUCACGUCUUCCACAUGUUCUCCUCUGACAGCUUCAUGGACCAGGAUGCCAGGUUUCAGUUCUUUGUUGACAAUGUUCUGCCUCAGUACAAGGACUCGGUCAUGUCCCACACCCUAAUCUACAUCCCCUCCUACUUCGACUAUGUCCGCCUCCGUAACUACAUGAAAAAGGAAGAGAUUAACUUCGGCAGCAUCUGCGAAUACUCCAGCAAAGCAGAGGUGGCCCGAGCCAGGCACUUCUUUCAGAAGGGAGACAAACAGUUCCUGCUCUUCACCGAGCGCUUCCACUUCUAUAAGAGAUACAACCUCAAGGGGAUCCAGAAUCUGAUCUUUUAUGGGCUUCCUACCUACCCCCACUUCUACAGUGAAGUGUGCAACAUGCUGGCAGCAGGGGACGCAGGAGAGGAGGCCAGCUGGACGUGCGCCGUCCUCUACUCCCGCUACGAUGCACAGAAACUGGCGGCCGUCACGGGGGCGCGGCGGGCCGGACAGAUGCUGCACUCCAAUAAGACGGUUCACCUCUUCAUUACGGGGGAGGAGGACAAAGCCCCCUGACUGUCCAGAGAGCACGGAACUGAAACUAUGGUAGAUCUCAACGUGAGAGACUCUUGCUGAGCCCGGAACGGCCCCGGUAUUUAUUGAUGCAGACGUUGUGGUGUAACUUUUACCUUGUAUGUGUUGA